Molecule: messenger RNA, 720 nt
Organism: Eurytemora carolleeae
Lineage: Eukaryota; Metazoa; Arthropoda; Copepoda; Calanoida; Temoridae
Exons: 8
Coding region: 130-681 (183 amino acids)
Source: RefSeq, a predicted model, not a curated record
CUUCUUCUCUUCAUUAUCUGAAAUUUUCAGGUUUCAGUUCGUCACAGGAGACAGGAUAAUUUAGGUCAAGAUGUUGUCGAUGAAAUAGAGGAUGCUAGAGAGGAGUUUAUUGAUGAACUGGACACUGCUAUGACAGAGCUAGUGGCUGGAGUCACAGGAGAGUAUUUGGAGGACACCACUGAGGUUAAGGAGGCCAAGCAAGAGUUCCUGGGAGUCUUUAAUCAAGCUCUUAACGGAUUCAUCAAAAAAGUUUUUAUUGAGGACACUGCUGAUGUAAAAGCUGCCAAAGAAGAUUUUUUCAAGGUGUUUAUUGAUGCUACCAACGGACUAAUCAAAACUGUAGAAAACUUCUACAUUGAAGAUACCGAGGAAGUGAAAGCAGCCAAGGAGAAGUUCAACCAAGGGUUCAAGGAUGCUGAAGCUGGGAUUGUUGGGGCUCAGUAUAUUCCAUAUACUCCUGAAGUUCAAGCUGCAAGGGAUCAAUUUUUCAGAUUCUUCGAUCUAGUUGUGAACGGCAUGUUGUACAAGUUGGCGCCAAAACCUGUUCCCAUACAGUACAUUCAAGAUACAGCUGAUGUAAACAAUGCAAAGAAGGAUUUUCUUCAACUUUACAGGUCAGCUCUGGGGGGAGAUUUCAAAUCAGCUUUAACUGUUGUAGCAUUAGAGGAAGCAAUCAAGUAAGUUUUUCACAAUUUUAUCUACAAUGAGAACAAAAAAACU